AUGAAAUUAGAACAUCCUAUAAAAAAUAAUGACAUAAAUAACUUAUCAUCCAAACGCAACACAUUCUCCAAAGAACUUCAUCAGAUAGAAAAACAAAUGUAUGCUUCUAUAUUAAAAUAUAACAUUAUGGCAGGAAUUACUCGUAAUUUAAAUUUUAAUACAAACGAAAAUAUUGAUGAAACAUUUGCUUCUCAUAAAAGUCAAGAUCCAGAAGUAGAAAAAUUUGAUCGUACAAUUGGCCUUAUAGAAGAUAUGAUAAUGGAUGAAGAAUUUCGCUCAAUUCAAAAAAGAUUUUUAAUGAAAUAUGCUCACGAAUUUGAUCCGGAAUUAGAUGAAAACAAAUUAAUCUAUACUGACAUUCAUAAAGAAUAUUUGAUUAUAUUUGAAAAUUUUAUUACAAAUAAAAUCAAGCAUUCACAAUCUGAUUUUAAUCUUGAUCAAUUUAUGAAACAGUUAGAAGCUCAUCAGAAUGAAGUUGAAGAAGAAAUCUUUGAAUUUUUACUAACAUUGACGAAUUUUCUUACAUUCAAACAAUGGAUGCUUGAUUAUCGGCGAUCGCCAGCAUUAGAUAUCAAUUCAUGUGUUUAA
Messenger RNA from Rotaria socialis, 588 nucleotides. The record is from the annotation of a GenBank genome assembly. Lineage: Eukaryota; Metazoa; Rotifera; Eurotatoria; Philodinida; Philodinidae.